Lytechinus variegatus (green sea urchin) is the source of this 1792-nucleotide messenger RNA. It is a transcript of the gene wdr74, whose product is annotated as WD repeat-containing protein 74-like. The transcript is spliced from 10 exons. The record is from RefSeq and is a predicted model, not a curated record. Gene Ontology annotation, cellular component: preribosome, large subunit precursor; nucleolus. Gene Ontology annotation, biological process: ribosomal large subunit biogenesis. The coding region runs from base 35 to 1225 and encodes 396 amino acids. NCBI's taxonomy places the organism in Eukaryota, Metazoa, Echinodermata, Echinoidea, Temnopleuroida, Toxopneustidae. Gene Ontology annotation, molecular function: protein binding.
AUAGCGCCAUCAGCGCUGGGUUUUUUAUGCAAAUAUGGCAGCCCACAUGGAAACUCAACUUUGCCAAAUUUGGAUCGGAGCUCAAACUGGCAUUUUGAAGGGAAUAGAUUUGAAAAAGAAUGCAGCAUCUAAUUUCACAGACCUCACAACUUUAGAGAAGAACAAAGAAAUUACAUCAAUAUGCUGGUCUGGAACUGAUGAAAGACAGGUUCUACUUGGUUUAAGGAAUGGCACCGUGCGAGUAUUUGAUCCAAAGAAGAUGGUCUAUGAUGAAGACUUCCUAGAAUGUGAUACAGAUGGAGAUGGCCUCUUCAAAGGGUUAGCUUCCCUCGAUGAGGACAGACUCAUUACAUGUCAAGAAUCAGGACUGGUCAGAGUUUGGCAGAAAGGACAGUCGGAACAUACAACUGAAAUUAAAGCUGGUGCCAACUUGAGUAGGAUGAGACAGAAUCCACAUAGGAGGCAGUGUAUAGCAACAGGUGGAAAGGAGAACGACCUCAAAGUAUGGGAUCUCGAACAUCCAGCUGAGCCAAUAUUCAAAGCAAAAAAUGUGAGGAAUGAUUUCCUAGACCUAAGGGUUCCUGUAUGGGUGAAUGACAUGCAGUUUCUUGCUAAUUCAUCAAAGAUUGUAACCUGUACAGGCCAUCAUCAGGUGAGGUUAUAUGAUCCCAGUACAACACAGAGAAGACCUGUUCUUGAUAUUUCAUUUGAUGAAUACCCUCUUGUCUCCAUGGCAUUGGUUCCUGGUGAUAAUGCAGUACUGGUUGGGAAUACACAAGGUCGGAUGGCAGAAAUAGAUCUCAGAAAAGGUCAAGUAGGACGGAUGUAUAAAGGUUUUGCAGGGAGUAUACGAGACAUGCAGUGUCACCCUACCCUUCCCCUAGUAGCGUCCUGUGGUUUGGAUCGAUUUCUCAGGGUACAUGAUAUACAUGAUGGAUCAUUAAGAAGCAAGAUUUAUCUCAAAUCCAAGCUCAAUUGUUUACUAUUCUCAUCCAGAGACUUCACCCAGGAUGAAGAUAUGCUGGAGGCUGGCAAGAAGAAGAAGGUUGUUGACGACGAGGAAGAGAGUGAAGAAAUUUGGCAGAAUAUGAAGACGAUUACAGACACAAAUCCAAAGAGUGAGAAGAAGAAGAGGAGGAAAACCAAGGAAACUAGUGAAACAGGGAAAAGUGACAAUCUAGCUGCAAGAAAAAAGCUGAGAUCUAGUCGAACUGGGGAAGCCUGAUGACCAGAGAAUGAUGAUAGAAUGGCAAAAUUUAUAUCCGUGUAACAUGCAAAUGGUUUCUUUAGGGACAGAUCGUUGAUUAUCAAAGUCUUAUGUCAUUCCAUUCUUCAAAGAUCGUACUGGGAACAUUGACUUGGCCACAGUAGGGAUAACAACCCCGGGACCCGUAACACAGAGCUUAGCGAUCAUCGUAGAACAUUUUAAUUACGAUUGAUUGCAUUGGCUACGAGAUACAAUCAAUUGUGAAAAUCAAGCGUAUGAUCAGUUGCUAAGCUUCAUGUUACAGGACCCAUAUCUCAAAAUGAUGUGAGCUUUUAACAAUAAAUUACAGAAAACCGGCUUCUGUAUUUCACUACUGGGAUACCAACAUGUUUAUUUGAUUUAUUAUAUUUGUUCAGAAAAUUCAGGUUUUAUAACCAGUAUUCCUUUUUAAAGACUUUACAAUUAUGUUUACUUUUACAUUUUGGUGACAGGUAUAUACAAAUAAACUUCAGGGCCCCGUCUUACAAAGAGUUAUGAUUGAUCCAAUCAAUCGUAACUCUAUGGAUAUCCAUCAGUGUCAUAAUU